Messenger RNA from Salvia miltiorrhiza (redroot sage), 1614 nucleotides. Its product is annotated as trihelix transcription factor GT-4-like. The record is from RefSeq and is a predicted model, not a curated record. The transcript is spliced from 5 exons. The coding region runs from base 209 to 1210 and encodes 333 amino acids. Lineage: Eukaryota; Viridiplantae; Streptophyta; Magnoliopsida; Lamiales; Lamiaceae.
AAUUUCUGGUUGUUUGGUUAUUAAAUAUUCUUAAUAUAAUUUCACAUUAACACUAACUUGAGUAGACUAUUACCCGAGGCGAGAAUGAGUUUUAGGUAGAACCAUCUUCAUCUUCUUAAACCGAAAACAGUUAGAUUUUCUGAGCUACUCUACAUCCCAAAAUCUCAAAUCCCCUCAAUUCUUGAAAAGGUUAAAUUUUAAAGAAAAAAUGUACUCGGAAAAGGGUCAAGAACAAGAGGAAUCCGCCAUAGAUUUCUACAACAGCAAAGAAAGCUCACCCAACGAAAACAACAUGAUCAUCCAAAUCAGCGACACCACCAGCGGCGGAGACGAUCCCUCCACCGCGGCGAACCAGAGUUCAUCCAACCCACCACCGCCUUCACCUGCUCCCAAGAAACGGGCCGAGACAUGGGCUCAAGAGGAAACCAGGGUCCUCGUAUCUCUCCGCAGAGAAAUCGAUUUUCUGUUCAACACGUCCAAGUCCAACAAGCAUUUGUGGGACAGCAUAUCCAUGAAAAUGAGGGGAAAGGGCUUCGAUCGAUCGCCAACUAUGUGUACGGACAAGUGGCGUAAUCUGUUGAAAGAGUACAAAAAAUCCAAGCAGAAUAAUCCAGAUACGAAUGGGAAUAGUAAGAUGAACUUUUACAAGGAAAUCGAGGAGAUUAUGAGGGAGAGGAACAAAAAUGGUAACUGCUGGAAGAAUUCUGCAGCUUCAAAUGAUGCCGCUGCUGCUGCUUCUAAAGUUGACUCGUUUAUGCAAUUUGCUGAUAAAGGUAUUGAUGAUGCUAGUCUAACUUUUGGACCUGUGGAAGGUAAUGGCAGAUCAGCACUCAAUUUAGAAAGGCGUCUGGAUCAUGAGGCACAUCCUCUUGCCAUCACGGCAGCUGAUACCGUUGGAGCAAGUGGAGCUUCUCCAUGGAAUUGGAGAGAGACUCCUGGAAACGGCGAGCACAGAAACACUUACGAUGGGAGGGUAAUAACAGUAAAAUUGGGAGACUAUACAAAGAGGAUAGGAAUUGAUGGCAGUGGAGAUGCUAUCAAGGAAGCCAUCAAAUCUGCUUUCCGGUUGAGGACAAAACGUGCAUUCUGGUUGGAAGACGAAGAUAGUGUUGUUCGAUCACUGGACAGAGAUAUGCCUCUCGGGAACUACACUCUUCAUGUUGAUGAAGGUACUGCACAAAACGCCACAUUAAUUACUUAUAAGGCCUGACGAUUAAGGUUUGUUUGUUCGACGGGCCAGAGCAUUUGGCAGUGCAUUCAGAGGAGAAAACCUUUUAUACGGAGGGUGAUUUUCACCAGUUCCUCUCACGACGCUGCUGGACUUGUUUGAGAGAGUACGAUGGCUACCGGAAUAUUGACAGCCUGGACGAGCUAUGCCCAGGAGCUCUAUAUCGUGGUGUCAAUUGAGGAGGACUUUCUAGUUUCAAACUUCGUAUGUAGAUAAAAAAAAAAAAAAAAUUGUUGAAUGCUUAGUUAGAUUCUUGUGACAAAUUGCUAUCACUAAAUUCUCCAGCAUUGCUAGUUUCUUUUUUGUCCCUUUUUUAGCUGUAACAGAGGAAACUUUUCCAAUUUACAAAUUGUGAAACAAGCCCUCUAGACUCUAGAGUUGCAUCA